Molecule: messenger RNA, 6179 nt
Organism: Hyalella azteca
Lineage: Eukaryota; Metazoa; Arthropoda; Malacostraca; Amphipoda; Hyalellidae
Exons: 10
Coding region: 63-3149 (1028 amino acids)
Molecular function (GO): protein-phosphatidylethanolamide deconjugating activity
Source: RefSeq, a predicted model, not a curated record
AGUACUUAUGCUGUUGUUUUUUCUUCAGAGAAUCCAUUGAUAUUUAUAAACUUCUUCAAACUAUGAUGUCAAAUCAGGAUUUGCAUUCAUUUUCCUAUAAGUCCUUACAUUCACAUUCAAAGAAGAAGUUAAUUUCUAAAAAUGGGAAAAAACAACUGGACAACAUUCAAGUUGAGAGUGACUUGGAAUUUAUUGAGGAGACUGCUGUAGAAGCUGCAAAAUUGUCAAAUUCAUGGAUAUCUCUAGAAAAUUCCAUGGAAAAGAUUUACAUUGAAGAUAAGCAACAGAAAGGAAAUAAUUCUCUACAAAAGCAGUGCAAAGUCAGUCUGGAGUUGAGUGCCUCUAACACUGACAAUUCAUCUAAAAGUGACUUGUAUAAGCUAGGCUAUGUGAUUCCAGAUAAAGAGACCAUUACUUAUUCAGCUAAUAGUAACAAGUUUGCUAUGGAUUCUGAUGACCCUGGUAUUGUUUUUGUGUCAAGUCAAAGUUAUGAAGACAGUAAACACAGUGACAUUGUUGUAAUUGACUCUGAAUUAAGGCAGCAGUCAUUUCAUGUUGAAAAAUCAUCCCUGUAUCCCAACCUAUCUUCAACUGCAAAUACAACAGAUUCUUUCUGUGAUUUAGCUGCUAUUUCCUCCAGCCCUGAAAAAGAUACUACAUGGAAGCUGGUGCCAAGUGGAGCUCAUGGCUUGUAUUUUGAUGCGUGUAAAAAUUCUACUGAUGAGAAAGCUCACUCCUUGUACCCAUCUUCAUUCUGUGCCAAUGAAAGUCUCCUGUAUCUGCAAAGUGACUCUGACACAAGCCUAGAUGUGCCAUCUAAAUUUAUUGAGAAAAAUAAUGUGAUGCAAGAAAAUGUGAAGUCUGAAGCACCUCAGUCAGAUGUCCGCUACACAGAGAAACCUGUGCCACAACCUCCUCCUGAGAUGGGUUUGCCUGAUUUGACCAAGAAACAGUAUUUUCCCCGCAGUAGUUCAGAAGAAGCUUCUGAUUUGCAAAAUACUGACACUUCUGCCAUUGUGAAGAACAAAGUCCUGGGCUUAUGGAACAAUGUCAAGUAUGCUGGUUGGAAUGUUGGGUUGAACACUAACUUCUCAAGAAGUCAUCCAAUUGUUCUUCUGGGGAGCACUUACUCUGUACAUCCAAUAAAUAAGAAUUUCAAUUUUUCUAGUGACUUGGUUCAUAUUAACCGUCAGAAUUCAGUGAGCUUUCAAGAAGCUUUCCUUACCAUCACAUGGUUGACUUAUCGCACCAAGCUUCCUCCAAUCACCAUCAACUUGAAUGCACAGGAAUCUCAAGAGGUGAAACCACACUCCAAAAUGUCCCCAAAACAUUUGAAACAACAGGUGACGGACCCCGGUACUGCAUCACCUCCACCUGCCGUAGAGCUGACAUCAGACUGCGGUUGGGGCUGCACACUGCGCUGCACACAAAUGAUGCUCUGUCAUGCAAUACAUAAGCAUUUUUUAGGAGAUGACUGGGUGUAUACACCGGAUUCCUCUAGCAUUGCCAUGAAGGUGCACAGUCGUUUAGUGAGGUGGUUUGGUGACGGUAAUGGCGAGGAUGGAGUGUGUCCACUCUCACUGCACCAAAUGCUCCAGUGCGGGUACGACAAGCUGGGCAAGAUGCCAGGUGACUGGUAUUCCCCCAGCAACGCUGCUGCUGCCAUAAGGGAUGCUGUUGAUGCAGGCUCUCAGUACAUGCCUGACCUUGAGCGAAUCACAGUUUAUUCAGUCGCCAACAACAUCAUCUACAUCCAAGACAUCUUGGAGCAAUGUUGGACGCCCUGUAUAUGCAAGAUGGGCAAGAUAGCCGAGUAUGUGAAGCAACAGCCCCCCAAGCAACGCUCGUGCUGUCGCUCUGGCUCUUGCGAUAAUGCCUUACAUUUCUCACUCCGAUCUCAACAACUUGGAAGGCCUGGAAACUCUGCUUCAGCUGAUAUGCUAGCAACUUCUUUCAACGACACUACUGAAGGAUUCCAAAGCUUCGUGCAAGUCGAGUCGCUACCGUGCGAGGUCGGCCCAAUCUACUCAAAUAGACCAACUUUCAAGGGGACUCAUGUAAAUGGGGAUGUUAUUCCCAAUGGCGGCAGGCUGCAUGCGCGCAACUUUUUUGGCCGCAGCUUAAGUGUUGAUGAAUCAGAGAACUACAACACGUCAUUACCUCGGGAACUGUCAGACUCUGGGGGAUCAGAAACAUUCAUGAACGAGUCUUUUUGUGAGCUUGACUACCCAGGCAGCAGUCCACUAGCCGCGACUCCCGCGCCUAUGUAUCCAAAGCCAAGUAUCUCGCAAAAGUUUUUCAGCUCAUAUAUGCCAUUCAAAUUCGGCAGCAAGAAUGCUUCUGGUAAAAGCAAGAGUGAUUACUGUAGCCCUGUCAGCGUGAGCACUACGUGCGGCAAGACACGGCAGGAAUCCUUGCAGUGUGAUACCAUCGAACUUCUCUCUCCCAUACUUGAACAGGAGCGACUAUGCAGCGACUGCCACAGUUGGCGGUCUCUCGUUAUCAUCCUGGCAGUGCGGCUCGGCUGCGACGGCUUCAACAGCAUCUACGAGCCCGUCAUCACGGGGCUGCUCAGACACAGGCUCUGUAUUGGCAUGGUGGGCGGCAAGGCGAAGCGGGCUUUCUACUUCGUCGGUUAUCAAGAGGACCAGCUGUUGUACCUGGACCCACACGUGAGUCAGGACGCUGUGCCGUGCUCGUGGAGCACCGUGCCUGACGUGGCCGCUUACCACUGCGACACGCCGCGCAAGAUGCCCAUCUCGAGGCUGGAACCCUCCGCAACACUCGGCUUCUAUUGCCAUACUAGAGUCGACUUCGCUCAGCUCGUUGUUGAUCUGCACAAGAUGACUACCGUAAGAGAAGGUCGCCUCUCCUACCCAUUGGUUGAAGUGAAAGCUGGCAGUCGACAGCAGCAGGAAUCCAUCUGGGCAGGAGAGCCUUGCAUCCUAACGGACGUGGUCACGCUUGACGCAAUCCCCGACAAUACAAUCAGGAAAAACAACGUUGUUUAUACCGACAGACGUCCGAAUAUUCAAGGCGAACUUAAUUUACGUACUGCAAAAUCCUCUGGUGAUUUUAAAAGUCAUGGUCCUGCGCUCAAUCCCAUACCAAGUGCUGGAAAAAGUGAAGAUUUUCAAAUACUGGAGUAGUAUCUUUCCAGUGCAUCCCUUGUGGCUGGGAGAUGUCUUCUUGUAUGGUGUACUUAUAGAAUACCUCGUUCUCUUCUCUUCAAACAUUUCUAGAUGCAAUAGGUUUUGUUUAAUCGUGGCUUAGCCAAACAGUCGCUUAACACCGGAUACACUGUGAAACAUGUUUGACACCCGUGUUUAUUUAAAUUACUAUAUUUUGUAAUGAAGCACUAUGAUGUUCAGCUGGCUAUAGUCAAAACAUGGACUUGGUCCGAUUGUAAACGAAUUGAAGAGGUAAUUAGUUUAGUGCUUACUCGUGCUACAUUUUAUCGUUUUUUUCAUACAUUAUUGAGAAUAGUAACUAAAUAGUCAUUACUAUAUUUUAUUUUCUUACUAUAAAACUUAAUUUGUGUUUAAAUGUGCAAAAGCAAUUAUUUACUCUAAUAUUAAUGUGAUAUUUUCGCGAAUCCAAACUGACGUUGUGAGUUGCCCCUUCGAAGUAAUGGUGAUCUUGGUGUAUGACAUUUAAUUUGAUUCAUGAAGAGAACAGUAGUGUACAAUAGUCCCUUAACUGGUAUAUUAUACUGUGUUUUAUUUUAGAUUAGUUUAUAAUCACUAACCACAGUAUGGUGAGCACUUUGCGCCUUCGUUAUUCGUUCUCUAGAAAUGAAGCCUUAUUAUUCUUUUAUUCUUUGGUGGAAAAUGAAAUUUCUCAAGAUAUCAUUCCUGUGCAUUGCGAGGUGCAGUUGUAUACAAUAAUCUAAAGCUGCAAUGCAACAUAUAUUGUCCUAAUUCUCAUUGAAAGUAAUUUGUUGAUAAAAUCACAUUACUUCUGAUUGGUAGCGCUUUAUAUAAUUAUUUUGCCUUUGAUAAUCCUUUUUUCUUUUUUAUGUCCAGUAUAAAUUGUAAUUCAAAUGAUAGUGGUCAGUCAACAACACCGUAAUCGCCUGUACUAUUCUAAGUGAAGUUUUCUCGCCAUUUUCACGCGAGUUCUGCGCUCAACAAAAAAAAAAUUAGUUGACCAGUUACCUAUAUCGCGAGCGUGUUUUAUAUACUAAUUUAUUGAUUCGUAAUAUUUUGAAGAAUUUUGUUACAACCCAGGAUUUGUGGAAACUUAUUAUUAAAUUUCAAUUUUAGUUAACAUUCAGCACCUAAACCCACUCCAUCGAAAUCUGUGUAAUUAUUAACCUGAGUCUGACUCAUUUUUGUGUUAGACUUAUUCCAUAUAGAUUAAUGUUAACGAAGCAUAAUGAUUGUAAUGUUUCUAUAGUAUCAAGAUAUAUGAGUAAACAGAACAACCGUAGAGUGCAUGCAGAGUUGUAAUGUUACAUUGCAAUCUGGCAAUUCUCUGACCCAUAUUAUUCUAUAUUUAAUGUUAACCUACCCACUUAUCGCUAUCGCAAGUCUUUCAUCGUAAAAAUAAGGUAAUAUGUGUUUGGUAGUGAACUGUUUAGUCUAGUGUGAAUUUUGUGAUGUCGAAAUUAAUCGAUAAUUUGUUGAUUGUUUUCGAGUGCUGAAAUAAUGAGUGCUGAGUUCGCUGUAACCCCUCGGCGUUCGACGUCACAAAGAGUCAUUCAAAUGCUUGAGUUUUGUGCUGCAAUGCCUGCUACACAGAUUUCUUUAGCCGUGUCUGACCUCUGUCUCAGUCCUGUGGCAAAGCAAAUGUAGCCAGGUUGGAAUAAGUAGGCAGGCCUUUUUGGUACGUUAUGCCUGACCUGCUAGUGGCUGACUUACGCAAGACAGAAUGCGCUACUCAUUUAUAAUGGAUUAGUUUAUAUUCUUCUCGCUUUUGCCUUAUUGUUUUCUGUUCUGCCUUAAUGUUACUAAGCAAUUCUUUCACUUUUAUUUAUUACUAUUGCUAAUAGAUGCUAAGCUGCAUCUAGUUCUCCAGAAUCAACGCGCUGGUCAUUAGAACUCGAGACUUUGCGCCAUUUGUUGGUGAGGAACUUGCUGACAGGAUAGCAUUGAGAUGCGUUUUUUGAAAGCGUGCAUCAGUAAUAACAAAUUGCUUCUCUCUGUAAAAAAAAUGAGUGGGUAUACGCAGAUACGGCAUGUACGAUUUGAUCAAUUUGCUGGUUUUACUGAUGAUUGCAUUGCAAAAAAUCUGCUUAGUUAUUAUAUACUUUAUGACCGUUUUUUUUACUUUUCUGUCAGUGAGAAUGCUUGGUUUCCUGGAUACUAUAGUACCCCUAAUUAAUAUCUAUACCUAUUUUUACCUUGAAAACAGUCAGGCCUGUCAGGGUAUUCUCUCGUAACAUCAAUUAUUUGUUUAACAUGGCAUGACAUUAUUUACCGGCUACCGAGCGGGCCGGCAUCUGAAUGCAGGUUAUACCUCGCCCAUUUAAUUAUUUUUGAAUGAGUAGAGUUAGCAGUUAUUGCUGUGUUAUGCAUCUUGAUUACUUCAUCUAUAAAGAAUACAAUAUUGGUUCAUUCAAAACUUAAUCAACUCCAGCGUAAAUUAAAAGAAUAGCUCAAACUAGGAUCAGUCCCUGUGCGAGUUUAUAAGAAUCCGUGCUAGUGCCCUGAAGUUUGGUAGGAGAAACUCAAAUUUCGUGCUAAUCCUGAAGCUCCCUCAGCAACUUCGCUGCUCUAUGGUUGAAAGCUAACAUGCUUUAACUAACAUCCUUUUUUUUUUUGCUUCAACGCUGUUCAUGAAUUAUGUAACAUAGUCUCUGUUUUGGUGUUAUAACAAUUGCUAACAGUUAUAUGGUUUUUAGGUUUAAUUCGGAAUAAUCGUAUAAAUAUUUUUGUGCGUUACUUCUAUUCUAUACAUUGACAGAAAUUUAGUGCUCCUGGUGUGUGAAUCGUAUUAUUUUGAGUAUAGAUUUUUUAAUAUGUUGCUGCUUUGUUACCUUGGUCCAAUAUUCGAGUUCAAACUUAUUAUCACGUGAAUUUAAUCUCUGGUUUUCUUGCUAAUAGUUAAUGAACUUGUUCUUCAGAGGAGACUUCUGACGCGUGUCUGUGCUCGUCUGAAGUCCUAUGGAAUGUCGCGCUCCUAGGGUAUUGUUCCUGAGCGCCCCACCGCUGAGCUCGCGGUGUCUGACUGCAGGA